Molecule: messenger RNA, 3037 nt
Organism: Lotus japonicus
Lineage: Eukaryota; Viridiplantae; Streptophyta; Magnoliopsida; Fabales; Fabaceae
Product: aspartic proteinase-like protein 1
Exons: 10
Coding region: 1192-2766 (524 amino acids)
Biological process (GO): proteolysis
Molecular function (GO): aspartic-type endopeptidase activity
Source: RefSeq, a predicted model, not a curated record
AACAGAAAGUUUAUUUUGAAUAAUCGUUAGAGGAACAUGACAUGACUGUUCUUAUUGCUUAAAUUUUAACAACGUUGCAUUCUCACUAAUUAGUUGACCAAUAAUUAUGAUACUCUUUUUUUUGGUAGAAAGAGCUAAAAGAAACAAAACAGAUAAAAAACUACUACUGCAGCCUUAGGAAAAUAGUUCCCAUGCAAUCACCUAACAACACAAGAGCAAGACCACCUGGAGGCCUAUCCCAAACUCAUAAAGAGAAGGAGGAUCCACAACCCCAAGUUUGGCUAAAAAAAUCUGCUACUACAUUCCCUUCAUGAAGCAAAUGAGAGCAAGGCACAACCCAAUCACGCCUAAUCAUAUCAACCUCUUUAAUUUGAGAAAUAAUUGAGGUAUAACAGUGAAACACAGGAUGAUCCUCCAUCAAAAGCCCCAAAGAUAACUUCGAAUUAGAAAAUAACUCAAUAUUGCGAAAUCCACGCCGUCAACAAAUCUUCAAGCCAUGCAUCAUUGCUAAAAGCUCUGCGUGAAGACUAUGCGAAACACAAACAUGCCUAGCAAAACCAGCAAGCCAAGUCCUAUACUCUCUUUAAUAUAACUCAACAUUAAAUAAAUGUGUUUCUGUCAAAUUAUAAUGCAUACAACAUACCCCUUAAACAACAAUAGUUUAACACAUUAUGCUGCAACAAGCUACUCUACCAUUUUCGUACCUUGGAUUUUCUCCCUUAUGUACUUUAUGGACCACCACUUUUUUAACACAUUAAUUAAUCAUAUAUGGAAGAGUAGAAUACUUUUUGCUAGAUUAUUGUUAAAGGUCUUAUAUUUAGGAACUAGAAAAUUUUAAAACUAGGUCUUAUAAUUAGGAACGGAGGGAGUAACAAACAAACUAUACAAAACUCUCAGUCUCUUUUGAAAACCGAAACAGAAUAGAGACACAUGCCUCCCCCUCUGUCCAUUCGCCACGUUCACCACAGAAAUCAUUAUUGUAAAACACUAAGGUGCGCACUGCGCAUCCCAUCCUAUGUUUUCUACCUUCUCAUUUCUCUCUCUCUGAAGAACAAAGAGAACAAGCUUCAAACUUUCCAGAAUCAGAGUCAAUUUUUCUCAAAAUCAACCUCAUUUUUGCAUACCCUUUGGAGUGUUUGUUCGUGUAGCUGAUACUUUGGAGCUGAAGCUGAGUUUUUUCUUCUGUUGGGAAUGGCGGUUGGUCUUCUUCUGUGGCUGUUACUGGCUAAAGGUCUUGCCAUGGAGGGUGAAGCUGCGGUCACAUUUUCUUCCAGGCUUGUUCAUCGUUUCUCUGAGGAGGCUAAGGUUCAUUUGGCUUCAAGGGGCAAUGGUGCUGCGCUUCAAUCAUGGCCUAACAAAAGCACCUCUGAGUAUUUCAGGUUGCUUCUGAACAGUGACCUUACACGCCAGAGGAUGAAGCUUGGUUCGCAAUAUGAAUCUAUGUAUCCUUCUAAGGGAGGCCAAACCUUCUUCUUUGGCAAUGAGUGGAAUUGGUUGCAUUACACAUGGAUUGAUAUAGGGACUCCAAAUGUUUCAUUUCUUGUUGCAUUGGACACUGGGAGUGAUCUGCUUUGGCUCCCUUGUGACUGCAUAGAAUGUGCUCCCUUGUCAGCUGGUCACUAUGAUGUGUUGGAUAGGGAUCUGAAUCAGUAUAGCCCAUCAUUGUCGAGUACCAGCAGACAUCUACCUUGCAGUCACCAGCUGUGUACUCGAGGUUACGAUUGCAAAGGUUCUAAAGAUCCUUGCCCUUAUAAUUAUCAGUAUAACACAGACAAUACCUCAAGUUCUGGAUUUCUUAUUGAAGACAAACUACAUUUGACAUCCAAUAGCAGACACACAGCAGAAAAAUCUGUGCCAGCUUCUAUAAUUUUAGGUUGUGGCAGGAAACAAAGUGGUGGCUAUUUAGAUGGAGCUGCUCCUGAUGGUGUUUUGGGGCUUGGACCUGGAAGCAUUUCAGUCCCGAGUUUGCUGGCAGAGGAAGGACUUAUUCGGAAUUCUUUCUCAAUUUGUCUUAAUGAUGAUGAGUCUGGGAGAAUUCUCUUUGGUGAUCAAGGGCAUGUCACCCAACAAUCUACUCAAUUCUUGCCUGUAGAUGGAGAAUUUAUUGACUAUAUUGUUGGAGUAGAGAGGUUCUGUGUUGGGAGUUUCUGUCUCAAGGGAACUGGAUUUCAAGCACUUAUUGACAGUGGAGCUUCUUUCACAUAUCUUCCCCAUGACAUUUAUAAAAAAGUUGUAAUGGAGUUUGACAAACAAGUAAAUGCAACCAGGGAAACUUUCCAACAAUUACCAUGGGAAUACUGCUACGAUGCCAGUUCACAGGAGGUGGUUAACACUCCACCGAUUAAACUGACUUUCUCUAAGAAUCAAACUUUUUUAAUUCGCAACCCAUUGUCUACUUUUUCAAUCAAUGAGGAAUAUACUGCCAUGUGUUUGACUGUGUACAAUUCUAAGGAUGACUAUGUUACCAUUGGACAAAACUACUUGAGGGGUUAUCGCCUGGUCUUCGACAGGGAGAAUCUACGGUUUGGCUGGUCUAGAUCCAAUUGUGAAGAUAGUGUAGGAGUUAGAGUAAAUUCCACAUCACCGUCGCCGAGCACUUUACCAGCGAAUCAGCAGCAGAGCCCUCCUAAUACUCAUUCUGUGCCACCGGCUAUUGCUGGACACACUUCCCCCAAACCGUCCACGGCUACACCUGGUUUUACCUCUUGGCAUUUGUUAAAUUCAUUGUCUCUGAUAUGCCUCCUUUUGUACUGGUUAUGUGGUUAAGUCUAUCUAAUCUACUUGUAAAUUUUUCUCCAAUCUAAACUAGACAAUCAUGGGGUUUGCUUUUUCAUCUUUUUAGGCUGUUGUAUCUAUUUAGGUUCGUAAGAUAAUUUUCCCUUUGUUGUUCUUUUGGUAUGUAGGCCUUUUCCAAUUUUCUUUUCUAUGCAUCAUCCAAUUCUGUAAGCGCAAUCCCCCUACCCCCUAUUCCUAUACCCUAAUGGCAGAUAAGCUUUUUGUUAGGAUCUUAUAUUAUAUGGUUAGUUUUUUGUUAGAA